This is a messenger RNA of Dracunculus medinensis (Guinea worm), 2895 nucleotides long. NCBI's taxonomy places the organism in Eukaryota, Metazoa, Nematoda, Chromadorea, Rhabditida, Dracunculidae. The record is from the annotation of a GenBank genome assembly.
AUGCUACCAAUUUUGCGAUUGUUUUUUAUCAGCUAUUGUUUUUUUAUAUCAAAAAGUUUAACGCGUCAUUGUUCUUCCGAUGAUUUUAUCUUUGAAUAUACGACGUGCGAUGAAAAUGGUCAAAGAUGGCGGGUUGCUGUCCCCAAGAACGAUCAUUUACAAUGUGAAGGAGGUGCACCGUUUCCUACGAGAGGAAUCAAUUGUUCGUUUUCAUGCCAACCGGGCAUGUUCCUCGAUGUUGAUUCGCAAAAAUGUCGCCAUUGUUCACCAGGAAGUUAUAGUCUAGGUGGUGGAAUAAGAUUCGAAGAAUUUUCGCGUUUACCACCUGGUUUCGUCAUCGAAAAUUUUGAUACUAACAUUGAUAUUUUCUCUGGCACCACUUUGAAAAAUUCGGGAUGUUCAAAUGAAACGGGUUGGAUCACAAAAAAUACAGAACUACUCUAUGUUCCCUCUCCAUGUAUUGCCAAACUGACUUACAGUGUGGAUUUAGUUCGACCGGGUUUUGUUCAGUAUUCAUAUAAACUACCGAAAGAUAGUCGAGGGCUUUCUUUGAAAGUGAUUGUAAGAAAUAAGCAAUGCCAAAGUUACACAAGGAAACCUUUGAAGGAAAACGAACGAGACUAUGAAGGUGAAUGGCAACGUCGACGAAUCAAAUUAAAAAGUGGUACCAAUGUGAUAACUUGGAUGGUAUUUAAUAAUCGAGACAUUUUUUCGAAAAAUGAUGUCAUUGCUAUUUCAAAAAUUGAUAUUCUCGGAUUGGCGUUCACUCAGCAAUGCACACUCUGCCCGGCUGGUACAUAUAGCGAUCGAGGCGCGCGACAAUGCAAAUCGUGUCCAGCAGGUUAUUUCAGCACCAAGGGAUCCCGAGAAUGUGCUAGGUGUCCACUGACGCAAUACUCUGGUCCAAGAGCAUCCAUGUGCAUCGAUCGCCCUGUGUGCGCUGAAACAGACUAUUUUCCGAAGAUGGAACCUUGCAACGACCUCGGUCUGACGAGAAUUGUCUAUGAAAAAGUACAGCCAAAUGUUUGUCGCGAUGAUGUGGAAGGAUCAUAUAAACUACCACCUCCAGGUCAAUCACGUCCUUGUCCAAAAUGUAAUCCUGGAAUGGCUAUGAAUAAUAACAAAAAGUGUUCUUUUUGUCCGGUGGAUCAUUUUUCUGAAGGCAACGAGUGUGAACGAUGCCCACUGCAAACACUUCCAAACUAUGGCUUGCAAUAUAUUCUGUGGCAUGAUUUACCACCCAAUAUGACAACGAAAUGUGAAUAUAUCAUGGAAGAUAGACCAAAAUUUUGCAAUAUCGGUAAUUCUUGGAUUCCAGCAGGGAAUUCAUUAUAUAGCUCAUCAACUCACGAAAAAGGCAUUGUACUGGAGUUGUUUUUGAAUAUUUCUGAAGGAUUCUCCAAUCCGCUACUAUCGAAUGACGCAAAAAUAUCACUUCAAGAUCCCAUCGCACAUAUCACAUUUGAAUUUGAAACCAGUUGUAUCGAUAUUAGCUGUAUUUUUUACUUUGUUGAGGAUUCGCCGAAACAAGCAUCAUUUCAUUUAAUUGCGGGUUUUAAUGGAACUCAAGCCCGUCGCUCGUAUUCGUAUCCAAUUAUUUCUACGAGACCUACCAGAUUUCUUUUUGCAUUUAUGCGGUCGUGGAGCUCAUCAGAAAAUGAUGCUAUAACAGAUCGUGCAAUCAUUUACAGUAUAAAUGUGACGAAUGUUGCUAGAGGAAGUGGGGGUGCUUCUGCAUGCCUUCCGUGCCCAUUAUCGAAUGGGAAAUGUGUGACUUGUCCAUCAGGCCAAUAUAUAUCUGAAACUGUAACUUGUCGAAAAUGUCCGAAGAAUACUAUUCUUAAUGUAUCGAGUGAUCAUAUUGGUAUCAAAUCAUGCAUACCUUGUGGUUCAAAUCUUGAAUCCAAUGACGGUAUUCGCUGUUCAUCAAGUGGUUUACUUGAAAUACCACGUAAUUCUUCAAAUGUCACAAGUCACUUCGAUUUCACAAAUUUUAUUGGAAAGACAUUUCAAGCAACGGGUGUGAAGGUAUUCGCCAGAGAGGGCUCUUCAUAUUAUCAUUUAUUUAACAUAUCACUAUUUAAUGAGGAGGGUGCAAUAUGUAAUGAGGAAAUUUCUGCCAAUGAACUGGAUGGAAAUUCACCACAAUUAAACUUUUUCUACGAAUCCUCAUCAUCGGUGGACUAUUGCCCGAAUGGAAUUCAUACUGUAGUUACAACAAAAUGCGAGCCUCGUUUAGUCGAAGAAUCGGAGGUAUUAAAUUUAAUGGCUUUUUUUCACAUUUGCUUGACAAAUUAUGAGAUUUAUUUAUUCAUUUGGAAACUAUUUCAAUUAUUUUUAUCGCUCCUUCGUACUCUUUCGCUAUUUUCUUAUGAAUGCUUAGUUGUGUGGGUUGCAUGUUUCCUUAAGGUACAUCUUCCACGAAAUUGUCCAGACGGAACCUGCGACGGAUGUUUGUAUCAUAUGAUUAUAUUAACAGCUCGAGCUUGUCCAAUUUGUACAGAAAGUGAUUAUACAGUAAUUAGAGGCGAAUGUAUUAAUGGGAAACAAACAGUUCACAGCAUACCUUCAAGUAAUCACUAUUACGAUUAUCUUCAUAUAUUUCGCGAUUCACUGAGAGACAAACACAUUUUUUAUAAUUUUUUUAGAUUGGAAUAUAAAUAUAUGAAAUUGGUUGAAUCAAAAAAUCCAUCAAAAGGAAAUGAAUUGCCCGCAGCUGAAAGCUGUGGCGUUAUUGGAGAUGAUGAAGAGGAAGAGGAACUUGAUCGAGUAUUAUUUACAAAAGGAAAGAAGAAAUUUUCAAGAGGAAUUCGAAAAAAUCGACGAAUUUUUGAUAAUCAAAGCAAAAAUGAUAAUCUCGAAACUCCAUUUGUUCCUCUGGAGGAAACUGAUUAA